AUGAGCAAUCAUCAUGUGAUUCAAAAGGACACAACUUGGACAGACCCCUAUUACGACUUAACGCAAGCGGGUGCUGUGGUUUUCCCCGAUGUGACUCUUACCAUUCAGGGCACCCCCCUUUCGCCAGUGGUUGUUGCGUUUGGGGGCGAGAAAACAGCCAUUUACCUUCAGGCAUCUGCAAAGAUUGUGAUUUCCAACGUUAAGUUUGUUGGCGACAAAACCAGCGUUGGAGUUGGCUUUCUUCCUGCUGGCACCCGCCCUGCCGAGAGCACCGCCCAAAUCUCCCACUUAUUUUGCACCAACAUGACAGCCUGCGUCGACGCCCAUGACGCUGGCAUGGUGAACGUGACCGACAGUGUAUUCGUCAACAACUCAAUAGCUGUGAAAGGCUUGAGGUCUCCACUCACCGUAAGAGAUUCUGUUUUCGUGGGUCAUGAUACUUCCGUUGAUCUCUUGGGUGGUUCCAUCAAUGCUCAGAAUUGCAUCUUCCUGGAUUCCAGUGAUUUCUUUCUUAAACUCGACGAAACGUACAGCGCGGUCGUUCAAAAGUGUCUCUUUUCAAAGGCCAAAGGGACAGCCGUGUUUUGCAACGUUUAUAGCCAUACAGCACACUUCGACAUCUCAAGCAACGUUUUUGCACACAACAAAGUUGCUGUUGGCGCCGCUUAUGAUAGAACCCCUGAAAACACGAAAGUAUCUUCUUCGCUCUUCAUUGAAAAUCAGAUCGGCGUAGCUGGUGGCCCCAUUGGGAUUACGGAUUCAGUUUUUUUCGGAUCGGUGGUGGCGGCUGUGAGUGAUUGCUGCGACAUUGGAAGAAUCGAUGGUGUCACCUUCAAAAACAACAACAACAAGGAUGCAAAGUCAUGGAACGCCGCUAAUAGUUAUUGGGGUACUGAUAACGUUGACUCGAUUCGAUCCAAGAUCCACGACAUAUUCCAGGACCCUACGUUGGGCCUGGUGACCAUUGAACCUUUGGCGGAGCAUCCCUUUCCGGGGUGGAAUUGGACACCGCCCGCAUCCUUUCUGGGAGUUCCGCUUGCCCAUCCAAGCGUCCUUGUUUUGCUCGACGACUGCUUGAAGCAAAUGACAAUGAUGCAACGCCACUUUGCUCGAGUAGAAACGAAGCCAAGAGAUACGCUUUUGGCGGCGAAUGCACGCCUUGAGACGACGCUUUUCGGAGGAACUCCUUACAUGGAAACACAGGCCGCGGGCGCCCCUUGGAGAUUCCUUUUAGCUGCUGCUUUUGCUGCCCUUUCAGUUCUCGGUUUUCGUUGGAGUUUGCUUCGCAAGGAGAAUUUGUGCAGCAAUCCCGUUGACGAAGUUCCUGUGUGCGACUUCAAGCCAGGCCACAAAACCAGCGCUCCAAACACAAAGCGAGAUACGAAGAGGGCAGCAAGGAUGCCGCAGCCCACCUAG
Seminavis robusta is the source of this 1416-nucleotide messenger RNA. Lineage: Eukaryota; Bacillariophyta; Bacillariophyceae; Naviculales; Naviculaceae. The record is from the annotation of a GenBank genome assembly.